Mustela erminea (ermine) is the source of this 6867-nucleotide messenger RNA. It is a transcript of the gene IKZF4, whose product is annotated as IKAROS family zinc finger 4. Gene Ontology annotation, molecular function: RNA polymerase II cis-regulatory region sequence-specific DNA binding; DNA-binding transcription factor activity. NCBI's taxonomy places the organism in Eukaryota, Metazoa, Chordata, Mammalia, Carnivora, Mustelidae. The transcript has 12 exons. Bases 2050 to 3807 code for a protein of 585 amino acids. The record is from RefSeq and is a predicted model, not a curated record. Gene Ontology annotation, biological process: regulation of transcription by RNA polymerase II.
ACCACACACAUUAUAUUACAUUAGCAUAUUUCUCCCCUUAGAGCCUGCUCAACUUGUUCUUCUUUUUAAGUAACAGACCCCACUCCCUCGGGGGUCACACCAAAGGAAGAGAUGCCUUAAUUGAUGUUAGAAGCAGGGAAAAGCAAGAAGAUCCAUGGCUUUUGAAAGGAAGCAAGAUGGUUUAAUGGGAAGAGCACAGCUCAGAGCAGUGGGAGACCUGUGUUCUUCUUCCAGUCUCGCCAUGAGCCCAGAGACAAGUCAUUUAAUCUCUCAGAGCCUCAGUUUCUCCAAGAGAAAAUGGAGGAAAUCUUGCUCAUUCUUGCUUCUCCUGCAUGGAGCAUGGGGAGGAAGGAAGGGAAGUCACAUGUGGCAUCUUAGCUUUGCAAUUUCGAAAAAUCCCAAAGGGCAAUUAUGGAGCUAAUGAUUCGGAAAUGAAAGGGGCCCCAUGAGUACCAGACCGCCCUUCCUCAUUCUUUGAAUCUCUGCCUACCACAAGUUCUAUGGCUAGUUCCAGAGGGUAUGGGUUUGCUAAUCACUAUGGUCUUGGGGUCUUCUAAUCAUUACCCCUAAGGGAACCUUCAAGGAACUACUCAUUAUUGUGGCUUGCUCUAGCAGUCUGAUCCCAAAGCUCAGUCCAUCCCAGGGAGGAUGUGAAGAAAAGAACUGAAAAUAAACUUAGAUAAUUUUUUCUUCCACACCCGGACUUCCCGGGGUGAGACUAGGAUUCUCUAAUGAGAUCUAAGAUACAGCUGCUUUGUGAAGCGAAGGAAACCCCAUGUUUCGGGUUUUCUCUUGAGACUUUUCAGAAGAGUAUGAUGUCUCUCAGCACCCAAAUGACGUGGGGGAGAGGGGUGAGAGGGUAAUAGAUACUUUUCCCCCUGUGCAUCCCCUGGAAUCCUCCACCCUUGCCUCUAACGGUAUAGUAUUACAAGCAAAAGAUUUUCAUCCAUCUGUCUCAGAGAGAUCUUUGAAGAGACCAGGAAUCCUGAAGUCAGCUCAGGCUGUUCCCUUGCCCCACUCUUAUGCCCCCAAAUCUGCCCCUGGACUAUUUAUUUUUUAUUAUAUGACUGGUGAAAUCAAUUUUGGAGGUAUGUAAAUUUCCACCAAAGAUAUUUUUUUUCCUCCUCCCACAGGCUCCUAAGGAGAUAAUUCAUUGGAACAAAUUAUCACUUUUAAUUGUUCUCAGUUCUUGAUUUGUUUAAUACUCUACUGCCAAUUACUGCUCCCUUCUCUUAAAUAGACUAACCUGCAUUUUAAAUUCAGUCUUCCCCCUUUUAAAAAAAAACAAACAUAACGAAGUAAUUGACAAGAAGGUGGGGGAAAAGCCACUUAAAGUUUUAAUUUGUUUAUUAGACCUUCAGUGGAGGACUCCUUGCUGAACCUGAGGUGGGCUGCUCUCCAUCUUCUACUUUCCUGUCCCCCUCCCUCCCCUACACACCCCCAAAAAGAAUCCCUUGAGACAGAAUCCAGCUUCUUCCCCUUGUUACUACCCUAUUCUUAAAGUAUAGCGCUUCUGUGGGGCUGGUUUCUUUGCCUCCAGAAGGCUGGGCUAUAACCUGUCUCCUUUCCCACAGUGUCAGCUCCACCUACAGGAGGAGGGUCUACUCUCCAAACAACACAACUGGGACCACUCUGGAGUAAGACAGUGUUUCCACUCCAGAGGCUGGGGAAGCCUGCAGAAGUUGUAGGUUGGAGUUUCAGACUCUAAGAUGGACAUAGAAGACUGCAAUGGCCGCUCCUAUAUGUCUGUGGGACCAAUGGAAUUAUGGGCACGUUCAAAGGAUGAUAGCAAGAUGGGUCAGACACACAUAGCAGAGUCAUUGGGAACACCUGGGUAAGGUAAAUGAGAAACUGGGAACGUGGCUGGGGAAAUAUCCCGAGGAGAUCUGUCUCUGGAGAAUGUGGAAGAGGAAAACCUCUUAGAGUGUUUGCUUCACGUGCUAUGAAACCAAAUUGUCCUGCUUUCAGCAGGUUGACAUUUCCGAGGAAUCCACGCUUCCUGGAAGGUGAGUGGCUGGGCUCACCCCUGCCUGCCACCGAGACGCAGACAUGCACACACCACCCGCACUCCCUCGCCGUUUCCAAGGCGGCGGCCGCGUUCGCACCCCAGGGUCUCACCGGCAAGGGAAGGAUAAUCUGGAGAGGGAUCCCUCAGGAGGGUGUGUUCCGGAUUUCUUGCCUCAGGCCCAAGACUCCAACCAUUUUAUAAUGGAAUCUUUAUUUUGUGAAAGUAGCGGGGACUCAUCUCUGGAGAAGGAGUUCCUCGGGGCCCCAGUGGGGCCCUCGGUGAGCACCCCCAACAGCCAGCACUCUUCUCCCAGCCGCUCACUCAGUGCCAACUCCAUCAAGGUGGAGAUGUACAGCGAUGAGGAGUCAAGCAGACUGCUGGGGCCAGAUGAGCGGCUCCUUGAAAAGGAUGACAGUGUGAUCGUGGAAGACUCGUUGUCAGAGCCCCUGGGCUACUGUGAUGGAAGUGGGCCAGAGCCUCACUCCCCAGGGGGCAUCCGGCUGCCCAACGGCAAACUCAAAUGCGACGUCUGCGGCAUGGUCUGUAUUGGACCCAAUGUGCUCAUGGUGCAUAAGCGCAGCCACACGGGUGAAAGGCCGUUCCACUGCAACCAGUGUGGUGCCUCCUUCACCCAGAAGGGGAACCUUCUGCGCCACAUCAAGCUGCACUCCGGGGAGAAGCCUUUCAAAUGUCCCUUCUGUAACUAUGCUUGCCGCCGGCGUGACGCGCUCACCGGCCACCUCCGUACACACUCGGUCUCCUCUCCCACAGUGGGCAAGCCCUACAAGUGUAACUACUGUGGCCGGAGCUACAAACAGCAGAGUACCCUGGAGGAGCACAAAGAGCGGUGCCACAACUACCUACAGAGUCUCAGCACUGAAGCCCAAGCUCUGGUGGGCCAACCAGGUGAUGAGAUCCGUGACCUGGAGAUGGUGCCAGACUCCAUGCUGCACUCAUCCUCGGAGCGGCCAACUUUCAUUGAUCGGCUGGCCAACAGCCUCACCAAACGCAAGCGCUCCACCCCCCAGAAGUUUGUAGGUGAAAAGCAGAUGCGCUUCAGCCUCUCAGACAUCCCCUACGAUGUGAACUCGGGUGGCUAUGAGAAGGAUGUGGAGUUGGUGGCGCAUCAUGGCCUAGAGCCCGGCUUUGGAGGUUCCCUGGCCUUUGUGGGGGCAGAGCAUCUGCGUCCCCUCCGCCUUCCACCUACCAACUGCAUCUCGGAACUCACACCCGUCAUCAGCUCUGUCUAUACCCAGAUGCAGCCCCUCCCUGGUCGGCUGGAGCUUCCAGGGUCCAGAGAAGCAGGUGAGGGACCCGAGGACCUGGCUGAUGGAGGCCCCCUCCUCUACCGGGCCCGAGGCCCCUUGACCGACCCUGGGGCAUCCCCCAGCAAUGGCUGCCAGGACUCCACAGAUACAGAGAGCAACCACGAAGAUCGGGUUGGGGGGGUGGUAUCCCUCCCUCAGGGUCCCCCACCCCAGCCACCUCCCACCAUUGUGGUGGGCCGGCCCAGUCCUGCCUACGCCAAAGAGGACCCCAAGCCGCAGGAAGGGUUACUGCGGGGCACCCCGGGCCCGUCCAAGGAAGUGCUCCGGGUGGUGGGUGAGAGCGGUGAGCCCGUGAAGGCCUUCAAGUGCGAGCACUGCCGAAUCCUCUUUCUGGACCAUGUCAUGUUCACUAUCCACAUGGGCUGCCAUGGCUUCAGAGACCCUUUCGAGUGUAACAUCUGCGGCUACCACAGCCAGGACCGGUACGAAUUCUCUUCCCACAUUGUCCGGGGGGAGCACAAGGUCGGCUAGCCACCUACCUACCGCCCUCCCUUCAGUCUGCCACUCCACUGCCUCCCUACAGGAGUCUAGCUCUUUCCCCAUUCAUCCGAAGGAGCUUGGCUCGGUAGCCUCCUCCACUGGCUACCAGACUUCACACUUGACCCUGACCCCUCCUUGCCUAUUCUCCUCUACCCUGACUGACUUAAGCAUUGUGAUGAAACAGGCCUUUUUGCUUAUGUUUCUCCUCUUCCUCUUCUCUCAUCCCAGUAUAGUCAGAGUUAUUUAUUGAUAUAAUUUGUGGAUUUUUCUUUUGGCUUUUUCUCUUAACUUUGAUCAGUCAUCCGCCACAGCCCACAGACCGCUCCCACUUUAGGCCUAAUUUUUCUUUCUUUGAUGCAGCUUUCUCUAACAGCCCUCGGGGUAGGAAGCUCCUCUUAGUCCUAAGAGUUUUGAGCUUCUCGAGUUAAGUCCUCACCUUUUGCAUUAUCUGAUUCUUUCCUUUUGAUGCUGAUCGCUCCCUCUGGCCCUACCUGAGCUCUGUGGCAUUAUAUCUCCUCUCUGGGACCCUCCCACCUGGUACUCCAUACCUCUUGUGCCCUCUCAUGUUAGGCAGCUUGCACUAUGCUUGAACAAAUGAAGAAUUUCCUCAUUGGGAGGUGGGAGGGGCUGAAGAAACUCUCCCUAGGCACUGUGGGGCUAAGGGUCCUCUUGACGUUCCCCUAGUAAUAUGAGUUCCUCAAAGCCCACAUUUGGGAAUCUCCCUCUGGGAUGUGAUCUGUCUCUUCUCUCCUCAAACAACCCCCAACACUGCUACUCUCUUCAACCUGCCAGUCUACUCAGUGGUGGUUUUCUCUUCUUGGAGUGCCCCAAUUUUAUAUUCUCAGGGGCCAAGGCUAGGUCUGCAAUCCUAUCUCUGACAUGUUGGGAGCCACAGGUGCCUAACUGGGAACCAGGGCAUGGGAAGGGGGUGGGUUAAAAUUCUUCUCUUUCUCUUCCACCUCUGAUCUUCUUCACUCUAGUGACCUUCCUAGGCUCUCAGGGGCUCCUGCCGUCCCUCUCCUAUGAGAAACUAGUGGGUUGCUGCCUGAUGACAAGGGGGUAUCUCAACCCCUCAGUCAUGCUGCCUUCUUCUUCUCCCCGCUUUAGGAUUCACCCUCAUUCCCAGGCUUCUUGCCCCUGUUCUUAGGAUCAGUGGCAGGGAGAAAAGGGUGUCUCUUUUCUCUCUUCUAAUUGUCAGUAUAUAACCAAAAAUUAUCCCAGGACGAGGAAGGGCAUUUGCCCCUCACCUCAUUCCAUUCUUGUCCUGGCAAGAAUGGGAUGGGCGCAACUGAACCGGGGGUCAUCCUCUACUGCCCCCCUCUACACUCAGUUCCCAGAUGUAGGGCAGGAGGGGCCUUGCUCCUCCUGGCUACAGCAGAGACCCCUGGCUUUUUGGGUAACCUAGUUAGUGAGAAGGGGGCAGGAGGAGAUAUGCUCCCCUGUGAGUGGAGUUCUCUACAAGCAUUUCCUGCCCAAGGCCACAGCUCUCCCAUUCUCUGCUUCCUUGAGAUUCAAACCAAAGGCUGUUUUUCUAUAUUUAAAGAAAAAAAAAAAAGAAAGUAAAAACCAAACACAGCACCUCACAAGUUGUAACACUUGGUCCUUCUCUCUCUCCUUUUCUCUUCCCUUCCAUCUUUCUUUCCAUAUGUCCUUUCCUUAUUGGCUCUUUUGCCUCCUACUUUUCUCACUCCCUAUCAGGGAUAAUUUAGGGGGAUGGUGAAGGGUUGGCUAAGGAAAAGACCCUGGGAUGGGGGCUCCUAAGGGCUCUAAGAAGAGUCUACCUUACCCUCUAUGGGAAGGGAGACCCUAGAAAAACUUUUCUCCCUUCCUUUUCUCCCCCAUUAUGUAGUCUCCCUAAGAGAACCAGAUUGUCAAGGAGGGGCAUUGUGGGUUGUUUCCUUCUUGACAAUGUAGCAAUAAACAGAUGCUGCCAAGGGCAGAGGAUGGGGUUGGGGGCUACCUGGAAGGAGAGUAGUCUCUAGAGAAGGCGAGAGGCUUCUCAACAGUACCCCAGGGAACUGGAUCCUUCUUUCAGGAUGGCAGCAGAGCUGAGAUUAAUAUCUAGGGUUCUCCUCAACUGUUCUGGUUAUUGAGCCCCUUCCCGGUAGACCUACCCCUUACCACCUCUUCUGCGUCUGCUGUGUAUCUGGUGACACCUCAUAAGGACUAGUCCCUUCUGGGGUACCAGAGCCUUAGGGUGCCCCAUCCCCUCCCCCAGUCAGCUCUGGCACCUGUAACCUCCUGGAACAUGAAGGACUAUGCUCUGAGGCUAUACUCUGAGCCCAUGAGAGCAGAGACUGGAAGGGCAAGACCAGGUGCUAAGGAGGGGAGAGAAGGGCACUCUGUCUCUCUCCAGACCAUCACUGCACUUUAACCAGGGUCUUAGGUACAAAAUCCUACUUUCCAGAGCCUUCCAGCUCUGGAACCUCAAACAUCCUCAUGCUCUCUCCCAGCUCCUUUUGCAUAAAAAAAAGUAAAGAAAAAGAAAAAAAAAAAUUGAAACCCACAUGGAGAAAAGAGGUGUUUUCCUUUUAUAUUGAUAUUCAAGACCAACACCACACAAGAAAAUUUCUAAAUAGACACUUUUCCAGACCUUUGUUUUUUUGUGUCUGUGUCCAAGCUGCGGAUGGGAUUUUGUAAUACUUUCAGCAGCUUCUUUCCUUGUGUACAUAAUAUAUAUAUAUUAUAUAUAUUUUUAAUCAGAAGUUAUGAAGAACAAAAAGAAAAAAAAAUAAAACACAGAAGCAAGUGCAAUACCACCUCUCCUCUCUCUCUCCCAGGGUUUCAUUUGUAGCCUAUGCUUGGUGUCUCCCUUGGACCUUACCCUUUCACCUUGCCCUCCUCUUCCUUUGGUUCUCCCUCCCCCUUUUUUUAAAGAGUUUUUCUCCUUUCUCAAGGGGAGUUAAACUAGCUUUUGAGACUUAUUGCAAAGCAUUUUGUAUAUGUAAUAUAUUGUAAGUAAAUAUUUGUGUAACGGAGAUAUACUACUGUAAGUUUUGUACUGUACUGGCUGAAGGUCUGUUAUAAAUAAACAUGAGUAAUUUAACAACC